AUGGCGCCGGCCUCCUCCUCGUCUGCCGGCGUCGCGUGUGCUGUCCUGCUCUUGUUCCUCGCUGGCGCCCCCGUUUCGCAUGGUUCUUUUGAGGGUAGGCGUGUUCUAUCAGUUGGACACGGAAAGGGCAUAGUGGCUCUAUGGAGGAGAUCGCUUGUCGAGGAGAAACCCUUGCCCGGUGCUGCUCCUCCCGUAAACAAUUCUCUCGUCUUGGCUGAGGCGAGGACUCACCGGAGCGACCCCCUCGCCAACCUCACCACGUACCACGGCGGCUGGAACAUCAGCGACCAGCAUUACUGGGCUUCCGUGGCGUUCACCGCGGUUCCGCUCUUCCUCGUCGCAAUGCUGUGGUUGAUCGGUUUCGGUGUCGUGCUGCUCGUCAUCUCCUGCUGCUGCUGCUUCUGCCGAAACAAGAACAACACGUACUCGCCAGGGUGUUACUUCAGCUCAUUGGCGCUUCUCAUCAUACUCACCUUGGUGACAAUCGUCGGGUGUGUGAUGUUACACUGUGGUCAGGAGCUAUUCCACAGUAGCGCGAUCAACACCAUCGACUACGUCGUCGGGCAGGGCAACCUGACGGUUGACAACCUGAGGAACUUCUCCGGCUGCUUGGCGGCGGCGAAGAACAUUGGCGUGGACCAAAUCUUCCUACCAGUUGAUGUCCAGCAGAAGAUUGAUGUCAUCGAAGAGAAGCUGAACUCUUCGGCAAACGAGUUCUCUACUCGCGCGUUGGAGAACUCCAGGAAGAUCAAGCAUGUGGUGAACCGCAUGCAGCAAGAUUUGGUGUUUGUUGCAGCUGUAAUGCUUGGCCUUGCAGUACUCGGAUUCUUGUUCUCCAUACUGGGGUUGCGGUUUCUUGUCUCCCUAUUGGUGAUCGCCGGAUGGAUCAUUCUCGCCGUCACGAUCAUGUCGUCUGCUGUUUUCCUCCUCUUGCACAACGUGGUGGCGGACACGUGCGUGGCGAUGGAUGAGUGGGUGACCCACCCGCAGGCGCACACGGCGCUGGACGACAUCCUCCCCUGCGUCGACGUCGUGACGGCGAACGAGUCCAUGUACCGGAGCCAGGAGGUGACCGCGCAGCUGGUGGCGCUCGUCAACAACGUCGUCGUCAACAUCUCCAACCGGGACUUCCCGCCGGCGUUCCGGCCGCUCUAUUUCAACCAGUCGGGCCCCUUGAUGCCCGUGCUCUGCAAUCCCUUCAACCCGGACAUGAGCCCGCGAGCGUGCGGCCCCGGCGAGGCCGACUUCAACAGCGCGCCGGGGGAGUGGAAGCGAUUCGAGUGCCAGACGACGGGCCCGCCCGGGUCGGAGGUGUGCGUGACGGAGGGGCGCGUGACGCCUGCGGCGUACAACCAGAUGACGGCGGCGGCGAGCAUCAGCCAAGGACUGUACCGGUACGGCCCGUUCCUGAUGCAGCUGCAGGACUGCUCCUUCGUGCGGGAGACGUUCACCGCGAUCAGCGACAACAACUGCCCCGGGCUCGAGCGGUAUAGCAGGCACGUCUGCAUCGGCCUGCUCGUCAUCUCCGCCGCCGUGAUGCUGUCCAUCGUCUUCUGGAUGGUGCACACACGGCAACGACGGCGGCGCACGAUGUGCAAGCAGUUGUGA
Messenger RNA from Phragmites australis (common reed), 1608 nucleotides. RefSeq lists its product as uncharacterized. The transcript has 8 exons. The record is from RefSeq and is a predicted model, not a curated record. Gene Ontology annotation, cellular component: plasma membrane; plasmodesma. Lineage: Eukaryota; Viridiplantae; Streptophyta; Magnoliopsida; Poales; Poaceae. The coding region runs from base 1 to 1608 and encodes 535 amino acids.